AUGGACCGUAUAUACUAGGAAGUCUGAUUACAUGUAGAUUUGACUUUUUUGUUUCCUCUUGGCAUUGUAAAUAGCUAGCUGUUAAAGCAUAUUUUUGAAAUACAUACGCAUAUCAGAAGUCCUGUGCUGAUAGUUAUGUCUCAAGAUCCGUGGUUACAGAAUUAUGAUGCCACUUGCCGUCUCGCUCAGGAAAUUGCGGAAAAUGUUCAUGAGAGGAAUAGGGAGCUGAGAACUGGCGGGAAUCCCGCAAAGCUCAAUAUGACCCUGAGGGCAUCUCUCCAGAGGCUGAAGCAGCAUGUAGCCCAGCUGAGAGAGACCCUUCUCAGGGCUGCAUCCUCACGACGCAUAAUGCAGGCGGAAGCGGACAGAAGGCAGAACCUUGUGGAUGAUCUUGUCACGAGGGAGAAGCAGCUCAACGCAAUGUUCAGGGGUGAUGUCACAGAGCCAGAGUCUUCAAGGUCCACCCUGAUGACGGGGGGAGGGGCGCAGGGGGCCCCGGCCAACCCCUGGCUGAUCGAGGAGCCCGAGGAGACGCGGGGGCUGGGCUUCGGCGAGAUCAAGCAGCAGCAGAAGCGCAUCAUCGAAGAGCAGGACGCUGGUCUGGAGGCCCUGUCUGCUGUCAUCAGCCGGCAGAAACACAUGGGCCAGGAGAUCGGCAACGAGCUGGAGGAGCAGAACGAAAUCAUCGACGACCUGGCGCACCUGGUGGACAAGACGGACGACAGGAUCCGCAACGAGACGAGAAGGGUUAAAAUCGUGGAGACGAAGUCGGCUAACUGCGGAAUGCUGGUGGUGAUUGUGCUACUGCUGAUUGCCAUUGUGGUGGUGGCUGUAUGGCCCACCGGCUAGUGCGGAGGACCGUACCAACAGGGCGGGGUGGGGGGUGGCAUGCCAUUUGACUGCCAUAGAGACUACUGUGAAGACAUGGAACAGAAUGACCCCUCCACCCCAACUAUCCACAUCUCUUUACCCUCCCUCCCUCCAUCUCUCCCUCCAUCCCUCCUUCUGGCACUUUGUAUCCCCCUCCCAAUUGACUCAUGAAAGUGAAGGAAUCUGCAGCUGGGCAAACAAAAUGGUGGCGUGAAGCUGCUAUGGGAAACCAGCAUCGAUUGAACUGGGGAAGUGGGGGGUAUGGGCUGGUGACCCCAUGACCUUGUUUCGAAACACCUUUUCUCUCUGUAAAAUGCUCCUGAAUUCCAUUGUCAGGAUCAUAUUUGAUCACAAACCCUCUUCCGAAAUUAUGUCUGCCCCCAACAGUGUGGGUGUGUGGGGGUAAUACCACUUUAGCAAUAUUCACAAAUACUUACUCAGCAGUUGCCAUAAGUUAUUGUCUGUCUUGAAUUUUAUAUUGUUUGUAGUGCGAAAACCAGUAAAUAAUUAUGUUUCUGUGUUGCUAACUUAACUUUUACUUUACGUUGUAUUUUCAUAAUGGCUGUAACAUCUAAUAAAUGACAUUUACAGUACAUGCA
Messenger RNA from Conger conger (European conger), 1469 nucleotides. RefSeq names its product syntaxin 8 (gene stx8). NCBI's taxonomy places the organism in Eukaryota, Metazoa, Chordata, Actinopteri, Anguilliformes, Congridae. Bases 136 to 849 code for a protein of 237 amino acids. Gene Ontology annotation, biological process: intracellular protein transport; vesicle fusion. Gene Ontology annotation, cellular component: SNARE complex; endomembrane system. The record is from RefSeq and is a predicted model, not a curated record. The transcript has 8 exons. Gene Ontology annotation, molecular function: SNARE binding; SNAP receptor activity.